CCAGGAGGCGAUGAUGCGGUGGAUCUUUCUCGCUUGGGGCGCGCUUCUCACCGAGUCCAGCGCCAGUCCACCAAAUCAUCUGAAAGAGCAUUAUCGUUGAGAAGAACUGAUCCAAACAACAUCAAUAGGUAGAAGAACCAUGACUACCAGCAUUGUCAUCGCUAGCAUCGCACGGACUCCCAUUGCCAAGUUCUGUGGGUCCUUCCAGUCCCUGAAAGCGCCCGAAUUGGGAUCGGUAGCCAUCAAGGGAGCUCUGGCUCGAUUGGGUGACAAUGCCGCCAGUGUGGAAAUUCGUGAAGGCUUCAUUGGCAAUGUGUGCAGUGCUGGAAUUGGUCAAGCUCCUGCUAGACAAGCCAUGAUGGGUGCAGGUCUUCCAGAAUCGACCAUUGCAACCACAGUGAACAAAGUCUGCGCCAGUGGUAUGAAAUCCAUCAUGUUGGGCGCUCAGACCUUGCAAUGCACUGGUUCGGCCAGCCCUGGCUUUGCCAUCCUUGCCGGAGGGAUGGAAAGCAUGAGCAACAUUCCGCAUUAUCUGCCCACUUCGCGGAAAGGGACUACCCUUGGGGAUGCCAAGCUCAUUGAUGGCGUCGUGUUUGACGGUCUCUGGGAUCCCUACAAUAAUCAGCACAUGGGUAUGUGCGGAGAGAAAUGUGCUCAAGACUAUGGCUUUUCCAGGGAAGAUCAGGAUGCGUAUGCCAUUGAGUCUUAUCAACGUGCCCAACGAGCUAUCGAAGAUGGUGUCUUCGAAGAGAUUGUUCCCGUGGAAGUUCCUCAGCGCAGAGGCGCCCCAGUGGUUAUUGACAAGGAUGAGGAGCCAAAUUCAAUCAACUUAGACAAGCUGACAUCUUUGAAACCCGCCUUUGACCGUAGUGACAAGGGAUCUGUGACCGCAGCCAAUGCCAGUCCUCUCAAUGAUGGAGCCUGUGCCAUGGUUUUGAUGACCGAGGAGGAUGCGAUUCAAAAGGGAAUCCAACCAUUGGCCAGGAUUAGAGGGUUUGGAGAUGCCGAGCAAGCGCCUGUGGAUUUUACAACCACUCCGUCGUUGGCAGUUCCGGUUGCUCUAAAGAAUGCGGGUAUGAGUCUGUCUGAUGUUGAAUAUCACGAGAUUAACGAAGCUUUCUCGGUGGUUGCUUUGGCAAACAUGAAACUCAUGGGUGAUUUGGAUCAUUCACGAGUAAAUGUGUUUGGUGGUGCCGUGGCCCUUGGCCAUCCCAUUGGUAUGAGCGGUGCCAGGAUUGUUGGAACUUUGUAUGAUGUGUUGAAGCAAAAGGAUGCCACAAUUGGAUGUGCUUCCAUCUGCAAUGGAGGAGGGGGCGCAUCUGCCAUUGUCAUUGAACGUCUCCAAUGAUGGUGAUCAUAAUCUACGCUCCAGUACGAAGUUGCUUGCCUGUCUCAGCUCAAACAACGAACAGACUUAUCUUCUCCAUUAGACAAAGCUGUCGAAAGCUAACGACAGUACAGGCAGCCUUUUUCUACUACAAACACCUGGCUCUGGCAACAAAAACUGUUCUCUCUAUUGUAGCAGCAAUGUUGAAUGGUUUUUAAAAUCUAGUAGUUAUAUCCCGGUAUCCG
Molecule: messenger RNA, 1572 nt
Organism: Seminavis robusta
Lineage: Eukaryota; Bacillariophyta; Bacillariophyceae; Naviculales; Naviculaceae
Source: the annotation of a GenBank genome assembly